Molecule: messenger RNA, 875 nt
Organism: Phymastichus coffea
Lineage: Eukaryota; Metazoa; Arthropoda; Insecta; Hymenoptera; Eulophidae
Gene: thoc7
Product: THO complex subunit 7 homolog
Exons: 3
Coding region: 130-729 (199 amino acids)
Biological process (GO): mRNA processing; mRNA export from nucleus
Cellular component (GO): THO complex part of transcription export complex
Source: RefSeq, a predicted model, not a curated record
AGGAUAUAUAUUUGACGAACUGUGAUAAAUAACAACGCUUAGCGAUUAUUUUACAAGCAAGUUUUCCGGCGAUUGUUGAUAAUAGAAAAAUUGACUAAUUACUAUAAAUUGAUAAAAAUUAUUUUCAUAAUGUCUGACGAGGAAGUUAUCAGAAGAAGACUGCUAAUUGAUGGUGAUGGUAUGGGAGAUGAUAGAAGGUUGAAUAUUAUGUUAAAAUCUUUUAUCAAAUGGGCUAAUUUAUCAGAGGCUGAUCCAGUCUUACAAGAAAAAUUACUAUCUCAAUUGGCUGUAUGUGAGUUUACACAAAAGAAAUCUGGUCUGGUAUCAAAGAUGAGCGAGGAAGAAUUGAAGAAUUAUGAAGAAAUGUCUAAACAAAUUGAAGUGGAAAUCGAAGAAGCUAAAAAAAAUAUUGAAACAACAAAGGUUGAACUGCAAGAAGCCAAACAAGUUAGAAAAAACCGUAUAGAAUAUGAUGUUCUAGCUAAAGUUAUCAAUGAACAGCCAGACAGACAACAAACUAAUAUCAAACUUGCAUCUUUACAAAAAGAACUUGAGACUUUGAAAGAAAAAUCACAGCAUUUGGAGCAGAAGCUUGAGAUGCGUAGAAAACAGUUCCAUGUUCUCAUAUCUUCAAUACAUUCCUUACAAGCAAUGUUGGAUGAAUCUGAUGAAGAAAUAAUGGAUGUAAGCCUAGAAGAUGUGAAAAUGUCUCCUAAAGUAACAAUAUAGAUCCACAUUGUAAAUAAUAAUUAAGGUUGCCCCAAAGUAUAGUGCUUAGGAUAUUUUUACAGUUUGUAUUGGAUCUGUAUAAAAAUAUAUUUAUAAGUAAACUCACAAAUAUUUCUAAUGAUUAGUUAUUUAUCUUCUAAGCUUUA